Saccoglossus kowalevskii is the source of this 1629-nucleotide messenger RNA. Its product is annotated as copine-8-like. Lineage: Eukaryota; Metazoa; Hemichordata; Enteropneusta; Harrimaniidae. The record is from RefSeq and is a predicted model, not a curated record. Gene Ontology annotation, molecular function: calcium-dependent phospholipid binding. Gene Ontology annotation, cellular component: plasma membrane. Gene Ontology annotation, biological process: cellular response to calcium ion.
GUAUGUUGAGAAAAUGGGCAAGGACGCAUUUGUGGAGUUCGGAAGAACAGAAAUUAUCUGGAAUAAUCUCAAUCCCGAUUUCGUGAAAAAGUUCAAACUUGAUUACUUUUUUGAAGAACGACAGGAAUUGAAAUUUGAGCUAUAUGACAUGGAUUCGAAAGACCACAACCUUCAAAAACAUGAUUAUCUCGGUGAAGUGCAAUGUAGUCUGGGAGAAAUAUGUAGCAGUCAAAAAUUGAAACUACCAAUAAAAUACAGAAGCAAAUCAAAUUGCGGCACGAUGAUUUUAUCCGCGGAAGAAGUAGGAGAGUCAAGGGAUGUUAUAUCACUGCAAUUCAAGGCGGAAGGACUGGACAAAAUGGAUUUAUUCGGCAAAUCGGACCCAUUCUUGGUGUUCUACAGACAAAAUGACGACGGUCAAAGUUUCACCAUUACUCACAAAACAGAAAAAGUGAAGAGGACAUUGAACCCAACAUGGAAGCCGUUCACUAUACCGGUGAUGGCGUUAUGUGGCAAUGACUACGAUAGAAUACUCAAAGUGGAAUGCUGGGAUUGGAACAUGGGAGGAAGUCACGACCUUAUUGGAGAAUUCACAACAACAAUGAGGCAGCUAACACGGGGAGUCAAUAUGUCAAAUGUAUAUGAGGUCAUCAACUUCGAAAAGAAAAAGAAAAAAUCAAAAUAUAACCAUUCAGGAACAGUAUUACUAGAAAAAUGUCAAGUUCAUCCAAGGUAUUCAUUUCUGGAUUAUAUACGCGGAGGAACGGAGAUCCACACAACAAUAGCAAUUGAUUUUACGUCAUCCAACGGAAAACCAAACGAGCCGGGCUCUUUACACUUUCUUCACGGGGACACGCCGAAUAUUUAUGAAAAAGUGCUUCGGACAGUGGGACGUGUACUUGAAGAUUACGACUCGACAAAAAAAAUCCCCGGCCUCGGUUUCGGAGCAAGAAUUCCCCCCGACGGAAAAGUGGCGUUUGAUUUUUUUCUGAACGGCCAUCCUAACAAUCCAUACUGUCGAGGUAUUAAUGGUGUUAUCGAUGCUUACAAACAUGCCCUCAACACUGUUUAUCUCCACGGACCAACUAAUUUUGCACCGGUAAUCAGACACGUCAGCACGUUUGCCGAUAAUCACAAAGAGGGUCACCACUAUUUUGUUCUUUUAAUCAUCACCGACGGAAGUAUUUCUGAUAUGGCUCGAACAAAAGAUGCGAUUGUUGAGGCGGCUACACUUCCAAUGUCAAUUGUCAUCGUGGGUGUCGGAGAUGAAGAUUUCUCAGCCAUGGAAGAAUUAGAUGGUGACAAUGUACGAGUUACGGGGUCCGAUGGUACUGCGGCUGUACGUGAUAUAGUCCAGUUUGUAUGUUUUCGUGACUUUUUAGACGCCAACAACGACGUCAAAAGCAAAUCGCGUCUUGCCAGAGAGGUGUUGGAAGAAAUACCGGACCAGUUUCUGGAUUGGAUGACAAUGCACGAAGUCAAACCCAGAAAUUUGCCAACAGUGAAACCUAUGUCAUACAAUACCAUUGUGUAACAAUGAUAUUUGUUAUUAUAGGCUGCCAUCAUAAACCGCAAACUUUGUCAUCCGCCGAAUGAACGAAACUGGCUACUCCUUAAUCCAAAAACGGG